Messenger RNA from Ceutorhynchus assimilis (cabbage seed weevil), 1584 nucleotides. NCBI's taxonomy places the organism in Eukaryota, Metazoa, Arthropoda, Insecta, Coleoptera, Curculionidae. The record is from the annotation of a GenBank genome assembly.
AUGAUUGAAUGUGAUGUUAAUAAUCAAAUGGCCUGUUUAUCUUGUAAGCAAUUAAACGCUUCCUGUAUUCAUUUCGAACGAGAUAUGACUCUCAGCCUCACCAGAGAUAAAAGUGUCGUUACAUUAAAAGCGAACCGUGACGCUGCUAAAGGCUAUUGCAUAAAAAGUACACGGAAAAGGAAAUGCAACCCUCUAACAGGAAACUGGGUCUUGUUCGAAACUGAUCCGGAAACGGAGACUAUGGGAUGGAUAUGCAAGUGUACGUAUCCAAAUCUCGUUACCCAAAUCAAUUUAGCCAGUGAUUGUGACGUUGAAGUUGGUUGCGGAAAGUAUGGCAAAUUUGCUCGUUCCGACAUUGAUCCUAUGUCACUUAAUUGCUUAUGUGACGACCCGUACAUAUCUGCAUUUGAUAAUAUUCGUGGACCUCAUUGCCGUUUACCAAAAAUCUUCGAAAUUAAAACGGACGUUAGUUAUUUGCCCGAUCAAGCGACGAUUCCAGUUAGUUCAACUGAUCCUGAGUUUAGGCAUAAAUUUGCUCACCCUAAUCUACGCCAUGUGCCAGAUCCGUGUAGAUUUAUCUUUGAAGGAAACGAACCGGCAGCGGGUUGUCAUACCAAUGGCGAAACCUUGGGCGUGCAUAUUUGGCCCAGUUAUUUACCCGUCGCUGACGAUUUUGGCGAAUGCAACUUUGCUAUGAAACGUACCGAAUCAAUCAUAGAAGGCUACUUGUUUUACUCACAUCCUAAAUAUUACGAUAAAAUAAUACCGAUAUACAUGACAGAUUUGGAAGGUUUACGGCGCUUUUCUUGGGCCACAAACGAACGUUUAAGGUCCAUGUGGCAGUUUCAGAUAAAAGUCGGUACGCCACCAGCAUCGAUUAAGGAUUUUAACGCGAAUAAACAUAUUUACGUUAUGAGUGCAUACAUCGAACCCGAUGUACAUAUUCCUUCUUCAGUGAUUGAUUAUCAUUACGAGGAAUCGCGUUGGUUCUCAACUACCCCGAAUCGACAAUAUAAUUGUGGGUUUUACAAUCGCUUCGGAGCGGGAUACUUGGAUUCUCCAUAUCCGAUUAAACCGUGCAUGGGACAGUGGUUAGACGGUCCAAGCUACCCGCUGCUGUCACCAUGUCGAUUAACUAAUAUCGGCGAUUACGAGGCGAAUCGAUGUUCACAGAGCGCUUGUUAUUGGCACAACUUUAUUUGGCCUAGUAACGAGAGAAAAUAUACGGAAAACCACUGGGGAUAUCCAUCGCUAAUGUUCAGAGUUGCUCAAUCUUCGCUCCAUCACGGACUGUGGAAAGCUAAACUUUUCCCACCCGUCUAUACCGACCAGAGCGACUUUAAACGGGUAUUUUACCAUGACGGUCGACGAAUCAUUUUCAAUCCGAAAGAUGUGACAGAGGCAAAUGCAAUCGUUGGACCGAAUUUCCAGCGUCGCAUAGCUCGUGAUACAGAAGCGACAGACAAGGACGACGGAGUGUCGUAUUUUGUUCACCCUUCGGGAACGCGACCCGCCUACAAAUUUCAAUCGACCAGUCUAAAAUAUCAUUUGGAUAGUUACAAUACCGAUUUCAUUCGAAAAUAA